Molecule: messenger RNA, 1883 nt
Organism: Alosa sapidissima (American shad)
Lineage: Eukaryota; Metazoa; Chordata; Actinopteri; Clupeiformes; Clupeidae
Product: paired box protein Pax-3-like
Exons: 9
Coding region: 311-1777 (488 amino acids)
Biological process (GO): regulation of transcription by RNA polymerase II; anatomical structure development
Molecular function (GO): DNA-binding transcription factor activity, RNA polymerase II-specific; RNA polymerase II cis-regulatory region sequence-specific DNA binding
Source: RefSeq, a predicted model, not a curated record
AACAACAAGACCGGGGAACAAGUUCAGGGUUUGCAGGGUUUGCCCUAAAAACACCACCUUUGAAAAGACUCGACUGUUACACUUAUCAGGAUAUCCCACCACACAUGUCAAAGGAUUUGUUGAAGAACUUUCCUGUUCUGAAGCUUGCCUAUCCAAGAGGUUGUUGUUGCAUCGCAACCAAGAGGAGCGAUACUCCUUGCUAUUCAAGCGAGUUCUAAAUAUCACAAGACAACCAAGGACGUCUCAGUAAUAUCUUUUCGCCUGGUAGAAGCAUCCACUUUAAAUCUUCCGAAUCGGAGUGUAAGGGAAAAUGACAGCCUUAGCGGGGGGCAUACCGAGAAUGAUGCGCCCCACGCCGCCACAAAAUUAUCCCAGAGGAGGAUACUCUCUUGAAGUUUCCACGCCAUUAGGUCAGGGUCGAGUAAACCAACUCGGUGGAGUUUUCAUAAAUGGACGGCCUUUGCCUAAUCAUAUCCGACACAAGAUUGUGGAGAUGGCCCACCAUGGUAUCCGGCCAUGCGUUAUCUCCCGUCAGCUCCGAGUGUCACACGGCUGUGUGUCCAAAAUCCUGUGCAGGUACCAGGAGACUGGAUCUAUCCGGCCCGGUGCCAUAGGAGGAAGUAAGCCCAAGCAAACAACAACUCCCGAUGUAGACAAGAAAAUCGAAGAGUACAAGAGAGAGAAUCCUGGAAUAUUUAGCUGGGAGAUCAGAGAUAAGUUACUCAAAGAUGGGAUAUGCGACCGCAACAAUGUUCCUUCAGUGAGUUCAAUCAGUCGCACUUUGCGAUGCAAAUUCGGAGGAAGCGCCGAAGACGACGAUGAAGAAGACGAAAUGGAAAGGAGAGUACUAGACGAAAACGAGAGAAGAGGCAAACACAGUAUUGAUGGCAUUCUUGGCGAUAGAUCGAGUCACUCUGACGAGGGUUCUGACGUGGACUCGGAACCGGGCCUGCCCCUGAAGAGGAAGCAGCGACGGAGUAGAACCACCUUCACAGCGGAGCAGCUGGAGGAGCUGGAGCGGGCCUUCGAGCGCACACACUACCCGGACAUCUACACCAGAGAGGAGCUGGCCCAGAGAGCCAAGCUCACGGAGGCACGUGUGCAGGUCUGGUUCAGCAACCGGAGAGCUCGCUGGAGAAAGCAAGCAGGGGCCAAUCAGCUUAUGGCCUUCAACCACCUAAUCCCCGGAGGGUUCCCCCCCUCAGCCAUGUCCAGCCUACAGCCCUACCAGCUCUCCGACAGCCCCUACCCUCCCUCGUCCAUAUCGCAAGCAGUGUCUGAGCAGGCCAGCACAGUGCACAGGCCCCAGCCUCUGCCCCCGACUUCCGUGCACCAGUCGGGCUUGACCUCCUCGGGAGGCCAGGACGGCAGCUCGGCCUACUGCCUGGCCUCUGGACGUCACGGCUUCUCCGGCUACUCCGAGAGCUUCGUGCCCCCACCGCCCGGCCACUCCAACCCUGUCAACCCCGCCAUCGGCAACGGCCUCUCCUCUCAGGUGAUGGGUCUACUCAACCCCGGAGGAGUGCCCCACCAGCCCCAGGGUGACUUCGCCCUCUCGCCCCUGACAGGCGGCCUGGAGCCCAACGCGGGCAUGCCCACCAGCUGCCACGGCUCCCAGCGUCUGGAGGGGCUGCCCGGCUUGCCCAGCAUGCCCACCCUUCCCAGCUCCCAGUCCUACUGUCCCCCCACCUACAGCUCCCCCGCCUACAGUGUGGACCACGUCACCUCCUACCAGUACGGCCAGUAUGGGCAAAGUAAGGUGCCUUUCAUUAUUUGAAGCCCAACAUCGGCUGAGUGGAGGAGUUCACUGGAUGCUCUGAUGCUGGACUCUUACACCCGACUAAUCCAGCCUCCCGACCACCACUGGCCCCCACCCCUCACCU